AUGCCGUCCCACACAGAACUCCGGAAGGGCUGUAAUCAGGUUUUGAAUCGUCUUAAAAAGGGUGUUGAUGGCUCCGUUUAUUGCAUCCUUUGUUCCCUUGAGCUUGGCGAUUACGAGGCACUCUUGCAGCAUCUCAUGCUGCAGCAUGCGGUAUUUUGUUCAGCGUCCGAGAACGUUUCGGAUUUGGAUGGUUUUUUUAAUCAUUUAAAAUCCCGUCUGCUUGGGCAAGAGAUCGAUGAUAAGGGGGAGCGGUCUGAGGAGGCGUCUGAGUGGUGCUGCCCGGUGUGCGGAGAGGAGUUAGAGGAGCCCACACCAGCCGCGUUGGAGGAUCACAUCACAACCCUAUUCCAUCAACACUGGAAUGUUAAAGCAAUCCCCUCGUUGGCGCCGUUUUGCUUAUGCGCCUCGCCGGAUUCCUCGACCAGUUCGUCCUCCGGAAGCGAGCGUACGGACGCAGAUAAUCACGAGGAGGAGUGGAUUGAACGAAAUGAGAACAGCUCGGAUGAUAAUGACGACUUUAACGAGCCCUGCAUCUGUUUGUUCUGCCCGCACGAGUCGAUGGAUUGUCUAGAGCAUAUGCGGGAGGUGCAUGAUUUUGAUUUCCCUGCUAUCACCCGCGCUCGGCCGGACUUGCGCGAUGAGUACGAUCUCAUCGCGCUUAUCAACAUUGUGCGGCGCUCUGUCAGCCUGAAACGCUGCCCGUGCUGCGGCGCGAAUCAGGAUACGAUCGAAAAAGCAAAAGACGGGGUUGAUACUGCGUGUGCGAACGAGAAAUACGUGGAGGAAGAUUUCUUAGAAAAGCACCUGCGCGCCUUUCCCUCGCAUCGCCUGCCUUCUUCCAUGGAAACGCGGCAGGAUGCGGAUUUGGUUCCGUAUCUGCCUGGCGAUGCACUAAUUUCCCUAGUGGUGACCUCCGGCGAAGGAUUUUUGGGUAGCGAACCAACCGAUCCCGACUUUCCCAUGGUUCCAACCCUGCAAGAAGUCAUCGCUGCCCGGAAUGUAAGAGGCCUGAAAAAGGCGUGUUAA
Phytomonas sp. EM1 is the source of this 1026-nucleotide messenger RNA. NCBI's taxonomy places the organism in Eukaryota, Euglenozoa, Kinetoplastea, Trypanosomatida, Trypanosomatidae. The record is from the annotation of a GenBank genome assembly.